This is a messenger RNA of Pneumocystis carinii B80, 578 nucleotides long. RefSeq lists its product as hypothetical. NCBI's taxonomy places the organism in Eukaryota, Fungi, Ascomycota, Pneumocystomycetes, Pneumocystales, Pneumocystaceae. The record is from RefSeq and is a predicted model, not a curated record. Bases 41 to 538 code for a protein of 165 amino acids. The transcript has 2 exons. Gene Ontology annotation, cellular component: post-mRNA release spliceosomal complex; U2-type spliceosomal complex.
AUUAUUUUUUUUGAACAUAUUUUCGCUAUCGUAUAAAAAAAUGUCUUUAGAUCAACUUUCAUUGAAAAGAAAUGAACGAUUAAAUGAGUUAAGAAAAAUAAAAAAUACAUCAAAAUCAGAUGCUACUAAUUUUGAAAAUGUGUUUUCUAAUGAUGAAAAUUCAGAAAUUGACAAAGAUUUAGGUACUUCUAAUUUGCCCCUUUCAUUUCGUAAUUAUGAUUAUGAAUUACAUGGACCUCGUAUGGGUUUUAAAAAUUCGGCAUUAUGGACAGAAGAAACAGUUGAAUUUGAAGCUCAACGAUUAAAAGAUGAUAUUGAUUCAAACGAAACAAAUAUAACAUUUAAUAGUAAUGAACUUGAUAUUUCUGGUUUAAAGUCUAAUAAGAUAAAUUGUGAUUUGAAAAGAGAAAUGCUAAAAAAAAAUGAUCGUUUAAAAAAAAGAACUGAGUUCGCAAUCUCUAAAUUAAUUCGUGAAAGACUUUUAUCUAUGAAAAAUAUAAUUGAUGAUUCCAAAAUAAAAAGUAUUUCUGAUAUAUAAUCUAUUAAUAUUAUGUUAAAAAUAAAAAUAUUAUUCAAAC